Molecule: messenger RNA, 2342 nt
Organism: Chara braunii
Lineage: Eukaryota; Viridiplantae; Streptophyta; Charophyceae; Charales; Characeae
Source: the annotation of a GenBank genome assembly
GGUAUGGAUAUUUUGAGUGGAUCGUCAUGCCUUUCGGUCUCACCAAUGCCCCGGCUACUUUCCAAGCGGCUAUGACGACGAAAUUUUGCAACUUACUCGACCACACCGUGCUCAUUUACCUCAAUGACAUCUUGGUUUAUAGUCGGACGCUAAACGAGCAUCUCGAGCACCUUCGCGCCGUUUUGGAGCGGCUUCGUAUGGCACACUACAAGGCGAACCGCGACAUGUGCGAGUUUGCCCUGCAAGAGCUGGAGUACUUGGGCCAUUACGUCAUGCCACACGGCAUUCGUCCGUUCGCGGACAAGAUACAAGUCAUUCAAGAUUGGUCGGACCUCAAGUGUACGACCGACGUCCGCUCCUUUCUCGGCUUGGCAUCCUACUACAUGCGCUUCGUCAAAGGAUUUCAAUGUAUCGGUGCACCAUUGUCGCGACUGCAGUCCCCCUUGGUGCCUUUCGAGUUCAACAACGAAGCCCGGCAUGCGUUUCACACGCUGAAGACGGCUUUGCUUCAAGCUCCCGUCUUAAGCAUCCACGACGUUCCGGAAGACAUCGUCACCGACCGUGAUACUCGUUUCAUGUCGACCUUUUGGACGACAGUCAUGGUGGAACUGAGUUCCGCACCGCAUCUUCAAACGAAUAUGCAAAUGGAACGUGCGCAUCAAGCUGCGCAAAUGAUGCUCCGCACACUCAUCCGCCCGGAUCAGAAGGACUGGGUUGAUCGCCUGCUCGACAUCGAGUUCGCCUAUAACACUUCGGUGCACCCGGCGAUUGGCGUGACUCCUUUCAAGUUGCACCAUGGUGGACGAAAAGGACGUAUCUUCGCAGACAUUUUGCUUUCACCGGCUGCCGAUAUAGAUGCCACUUGCUCCCCCACUUCUACACGAAAGUACAGGGAACUGUUGGGCAAAGCCCGCACAAACAUGCAAAAGGCUCAGGUGGCGUUUGAGAAGUGUCAGUUUUUCCUUACCACCAUUUCUUUCCUGGGACACGUGGUAACAGACCAGGGACUCCAACCGGAACCGCAGAAGGUGGCAGCUGUCAGGGAUACAGCAGUGCCUACGACUGUCACGCCAGUUCACGACUUUUUGGGUCUGGCCUCAUACUACCGAAGAUUUAUCAAGGGCUUCGCGGCGAUCGCGGGACCCCUCACGAAUUUGCAGCGAAAGGAUCAGCUGUUGAUUUUGACUCCGGAGUGUGACCAGGCGUUUUCGAAACUCAAGGCCGCUCUCAUUUCGGCUCCGGUCCUUAUAAGGCCGGAUCCGGAAAAGCCUUUCAUCCUCAUUACUGACUGGCAGUCAGAGGCAAUUUCGGCGAUCCUAGCCCAAGUGGCACCAAGUGGACUCGAGAGCGUGGUGGAGUAUGCGUCCAAAUCGGUGUCUGCCGGCAAGCGCAACUACGCCGCUCCAACGGGGGAAUGCUACGUGGCACUCUGGGGAAUCAGCCACUUCCGUGCUUACUUGCACGGGCGGAAGUUCACCUUGGUGACCGAUCAGGAGCCCCUGUUGGCUCUGAAGAAAUCGAAGGAUUACUCCGGCAUGAUCGGGCAAUGGGCAACGGUGCUGCAGAGCAUGGACUUUGACAUUUGUCAUCGGAAGCACGAAAGACAUGGGAAUGGGGACGGAUUGACACGACUGCACCGGCCUGAGAAAGUUCCGAAGAGUGAGGAGGUGGUUCCGUGGAACGAACCCAAACAGGAAAUUGGGCCUCGGUACGGCCAAGUGGAGAUCUUGUCAAAGCAAUAUGAUUGGAUCCGAUCGGCUUACGAAGAACAGGCCGCUCAUUUCGCGGUGACGUGGACGCAGACCAGCGAGCAUCCUACAUGGAUCGAGAAUUUGGAGUUGCUGAUCAUACAAGCUUGGAGGACCAACGUAGAGGGCGAUCUUCUCGGCUUUCUCUUUGGAUCGGUACGACCAGGCCGCCGCCAGUUCAUUGUGCAGGAGCUUAUCGCGCCUAUCGUCCAAUUAGCGGACGAUCUCUUGCCCGACAUCAUCUGGCAAAGCGACGACAGCCCUGCCCUGCACGUCCUCACGCGAACGUUGGACUCGUAUCUUCAGUGGAGUGCAUGCUUGGAAGAGCCUUGGGACGAAGACUCUCUACCGUCGCGGCAGGAGUAUUUGAAGCCGUACAGCAUCAUCGAUCCCGCCUUCUAUCCGAAGGCGGAGGAAGUGGUGAUCGACGACGAAGAAGAAGACGACGACGAGGAAACGUCGAAGGAAGGAAGCUAUAGCGAGGACAGCGAGGGAGAAUAGAGCGAGGAGGAGGAGACAGAAGAAGAAGAAGAGGAAGGAACCGGAUCGAAGUGGGAAGCCUUGCCGGAGGAGGCGACGCGUACUGGUACUGAG